Molecule: messenger RNA, 540 nt
Organism: Alternaria incomplexa
Lineage: Eukaryota; Fungi; Ascomycota; Dothideomycetes; Pleosporales; Pleosporaceae
Exons: 2
Coding region: 1-540 (179 amino acids)
Source: RefSeq, a predicted model, not a curated record
AUGAAGGAUUUGUGGGGUAGCGACAAGGUGUUCCGUAAGAAGGAUGGCCGUGUGGAAUCGCUAUAUCUGAGGUUGAGGACGCGAUUGAGCAUGAGCAUUAGCUACGACAUGUUCUGGUACUGGCGAGAAGAGUUCAGCAACAUGAAGAAUCCGUACGGCGAUGAAGUAACUCUUUCACACGAGAAUGUCCAACAGAACCCACCUCAAUACCCAUCCCAACAACAACAGCACCCACAGCAGCACCAGCAGCAACUUCCGGAUCCAUCGAUGAGACAGCAACAACUCCCGGUGACCAAAUUCGACCCCAGCUUGGUGAAUCCUCAGAUGCAACAAGACCCGUCCGUAAUGAGCUUCGAUGCCUGGGAAGGUCCAGACUAUGGAGUGCCGCCAAUGCUUGAUCAAUUUCCCGAUUACGACUGGGCGGCCGGAUUUGAGUUCUCGAAUGCGGAAAUGCCCAAUGUGCCGGUUGGUCCUAUGAAUCCUAUGAUGACAGCACCAGGGCCUGGAGGCGCACCGAACAUGGGAUACACCUACGGUUAG